AACAAUACAGGCGCUAGCGACGCUAGCUGCAGCGGUGUGUUGAAUUACAGCUGGAAGAUGACAUUGUAGUCGCAGCGGAGCGAGUGGUUUCAUGUGGAAUCAAACAACAAUGUCUUCAGUGGACUAUCUGAGAGAGUUUGUCAGCGAGAGACUGACUGCUGCUGCUGAGGAGAUAAUCAGAGUGUUUGAAACAACUAUCGGCCAGUAUGAGGAAGAGAUCGGUCGUCAGCGCAGACUGCUGGAGAUUGUGUGGAAACCUGAAAUAAAGUUACACCGGAUAGAGCUCCCACAGCAACAUGUCUGUACACAGGAGGAGGAGGAGGAGGAGGAAGAGGUGCUCGCUGACCAGCAGCUCUGUAUUCAGGAGAGGAGCUCCAGUUUGGACCCAGAGCCUCCACAGAUCAAAGAGGAAGAGGAGGAGCUCUGCACCAGUCAGGAGGAAGAGCAGCUUGAGCUGAAGCUGGAGACUGAUCCCUUUAUGUUGACUACUGCUUAUGAGGAAAGUGACCACCAGCUCCUCUCUUACAACUCUCGUGUAGCUGAGAGCCAAGAUCAGAAAGGAAACAAGCACGGAGACUCGGGAUCAACAAGAGGUUCAGAGCCAGAACCAAAGAAAACAUAUAACAAAAGUGAAAGUCACACUAACAACCAAUACAACCCGAACUUGUCAGAGGUUCACCGGAGCGCUCCCACAGGUAAAAAGUCAUUCCAGUGUGUCACUUGUGGAAAAGCCUUCGAGUUCAAGUCAAAAUUGCAGAGACACCUGAGCGUGCACACAGGUGAGAAACCGUACCUUUGCAAGUUCUGCGGGCAAGGAUUCGGUUACAUGUCAGUACUGAAAACUCACGUGAGAAUCCACACAGGCGAGAGGCCAUUCUUGUGCAAAACAUGUGGGAAGGAUUUCACGUGCAGCAGUCCCCUGAAAGUUCACAUGAGGACGCACACGGGCGAGAAGCCCUACCUUUGCAAGACCUGUGGGAAAAGAUUCUGCACCAUGCCGCCACUGAAGAGGCAUAUGAGAAUCCACACAGACGAGAAGCCGUUCACCUGCAGUACGUGUGGGAAAAGAUUCUGUCGGACAUCAGAGUUGAACGCCCACAUAAGAAUCCACACGGGCGAGAAGCCCUAUUCGUGCAAGACGUGUGGCAAAGACUUCAGACUCCACAGUGUCUUGAAAGUCCACAUGAGAACCCACACGGGCGAGAAGCCGUACCUCUGUAAAAUGUGUGGAAGUGAUUUCAGCUGUUGCAGUGGCUUGUUGGUCCAUAUGAGAAGAGCCCACACUGGUGAGAAACCAUACUACAUGAGAGUUGUAAGAGAGGAGCUGGUGGUCAUUUUCCUCAUAAGCAGUAGUCAACAUAAAGGGGUCAGUCUCUUCCUCCUGACUGGUGCAGAGCUCCUCCUCUUCCUCUUUAAUCUGUGGAGGCUCUGGGUCCUCUUGGUCCAGACUGGAGCUCCUCUUCUGAAUACAGAGCUGCUGGUCAGCGAGCACCUCUUCUUCCUCCUCCUCCUCCUCCUGUUUCUCCCACAGCCAUUCAGCUGUAAGGAUGUGCCUCUUGUUGACCUGCAGCAGUGUGACCUGGGGAGGAACUCCAGCUUGGACCAAGAGGACCCAGAGCCACCACUGAUUAAAGAGGAACUGGAGGAUCUCUGCACCAGACAGGAUGGAGAGCAGCUUGCACUGGAACAGGAGACUGAAGCCUUUAAGUUAAAACCUACAUAUGACGCCACUGUUCACCUUACAAAAACUACUACUCCGCUCAAAAUGUCUUCUGUCCAGCGUCUCAGGAAGUUUGUCCAUGAGCGACUGACUGCAGCCACUGAAGAAAUAGUGGGAGUCUUUGAGAAAACGAUCGUAGUGUACGAGGAAGAGAUCCGCCGUCAGCGCAGACUGCUGGAUGUCGUUCUGCAGCCAGAGCUGAAACUACACAGGACAGAGAUCUCACAGUGGUCUGUCUGUAAGGAGGAGGUGCUCGCUGACCAGCAGCUCUGUAUUCAGGCGAGGAGCUCCAGUCUGGACCAUGAGGACCCAGAGCCUCCACAGAUUAAAGAGGAAGAGGAGGAGCUCUGCACCAGUCAGGAGGGAGAGCAGCUCGUACUGGAGCAGACCUGUACUGAACCAUUCAAGUUUAGGCCUGCUUGUGAGGGAAGUGAUCACGUUGAAGAUCGGGCUCUACUUUUGAAUCCCCCACCACUCACUAAACUCUCAGUCACAGAAACAAAACCUGAAUCUGACAGAGAGGAACCAAAUGGUGACCACCACCUUCCUCACAACGCUCACAGAGAUAAAACCCAAGACGGCGAAAGAGGAAGCCAAGCGAGCAAACAUUUCCAAUGUCGCUUUUGCACUGAGGAGUUUCAUGAUUUCUUUAAGUUAAAACUUCACGUAAGGACCCACAGCGGUGAAAAGUGUUUCAAGUGUGACACUUGCGGGAAAGGUUUCACCCAGAAGGCACGGAUGAAGAAACACAUGAUGACUCACACGGGGGUAAAGCCCUUCAAAUGCAAAGUUUGUGGAAAGCAAUUCAACUGUCAGUCAAACUGUGUCACUCACACGAGAACUCAUACAGGCGAAAAGCCCCACGCUUGUGUCACCUGCGGGAAAAGUUUCAGCCGUGGCACUGACCUGAAGAGACACAACCGAACUCACACGGGGGAGAAGCCAUACAGCUGCGUUCACUGCGGGAAGGAGUUUUCUUACCACUCGUCUCUCACCGAUCACGUCCGGGUUCAUACAGGGGAGAAACCUUAUAACUGUAUCUGGUGUGGCAAAGGGUUUGCUGUCAGCACAACGUUGAAAAUACACACCAGAGUCCAUACGGGGGAAAAGCCGUAUAAAUGCGACAUUUGUGGGAAGAAUUUUGCUCAAAACACAGGACUGAGAUUGCACAGGAAGAUCCACACGCUGGAAAAACAACAGAGCUGAGAUUUCUUUUGAUAAAUGCUCAAAAAGUUUAAAACUCAACACAGAGUAAGAUUAGACUGUUGGGAUUCAGAUGAAACUUGUGCCAUAUUGGAAGCAGAAGUUGCAGAAACUUUUUUAGGUCCGACUGAGAAAGGAAGAUUCAAGAUUUGGAAAUGAUUGACUCAGGGGCUUAUUCAAACAUGAGACCAACAUGUAAAACUAAUAAUCAUUAGUUGUAGACUCUACAAGGGCAUCAGCUCAUUUGACAAGAGGGGAAGAUGUAGACUGACAGGCAUUGCAGACUCAAUAUUAAACAAGGCAUCUAACAAGUAACACCUGACUUUGACUGCAUUACGUUCACUGUAUUUGUCAGUGUUGAAAGAUGUUUAGGUCUGAGGCAUGCAGCUAUAAAAUAAGAUUAACUUUAUCAAUCCCCGAUGGAGAAAUUCUUUCUAUGAGGAGCAUGAGAACAUCUUCUCUACCUCUACAGCCUGUUGUCUUUUAUUUUCUUCUGUUGCAUUACUUGUGUGAGUACCCUCCACACCCCAGAUUACCUUUGUGUAAUGUUCUGAUAUUAUUAUUAUCAUCUUACAUUAAAUAUGCUUCUCGGUGUGUCCAUUG
This is a messenger RNA of Dicentrarchus labrax (European seabass), 3526 nucleotides long. RefSeq lists its product as uncharacterized. Gene Ontology annotation, biological process: regulation of transcription by RNA polymerase II. NCBI's taxonomy places the organism in Eukaryota, Metazoa, Chordata, Actinopteri, Moronidae. Bases 92 to 2926 code for a protein of 944 amino acids. Gene Ontology annotation, molecular function: RNA polymerase II cis-regulatory region sequence-specific DNA binding; DNA-binding transcription factor activity. The record is from RefSeq and is a predicted model, not a curated record. The transcript has 6 exons.